GAUGACAAAUACGGAGAGUGUUGCCUGAAAACUGCAGUAUGGCUUCUUGGUUCUAUCUGCCGUCACACAACAGAUCCACACCGCUGUGAUGUCCCUCUUAUCUUCCUUGAUCUUGUCUGUCUGAUUGCAAAGGCAUACGACUGCACUGAUUCCAAGUCAAGAGAGAGAAUUCAUGAAGAGUCAAUUGGGGAGACAAUAGAAACAAUGACGCAAUGGCGAAGAACUACCUUCCAAAACAAUCUGCUGAAUGAAUACAUACAUACAGACUUUUCUGUACCACGUGAAGUUGAGGUAUGGAACAAGUUACUCUCACUAUCCUUCAGUCAUGAGCAACAUACUUCAUUCUGGAGAACCACCUUCAUGAAUGAUUUUGAAGGAAAGUUAAAAAAGGAAAAACUAGCGAAUCAAGUUGGAAUCUACUCCAAGAAGAUGGAAGAACUGAGCCAGGCAUGUCCGCUGUUAUGCAGCUCAAUGGAGAAAUGUGCUUUGGAAGCGAUUGAAGCUGUUUGUCAGGAUAAAUCUGGCAGAGCAGUUUCAGCUCUAUUGCAGACACAUGAUAUCACAAGGUUUGGGAAGCUGAUGUCUGUUGUUUUGGUGAAGUCAUGGCCCACGGAUGCCACAGGAGGUUGCAUUGAAGGAGAGGACUUGAUAUUUGAGCACCUCUUAAAUUGGCCCAUGGCCAAAAGUGUCUUCCAAAUGACAGGUGCACGAGGAAGUCUGAUUGACAAAUUGUCAGAUGAAGCUCAAAUCAGGAUGUCUUUGGCAAAUUCAGCAUUCAAAUCUGUGUCAGAGAAAUUCUUCAGUGGAGAAAUCCAAAUGAAGACGUUAAACCAAAUCUUGCAGAGAGAACAAGAAUUUGUUGACUUGCUGAAGAUAGAUGGCCUCUGUGAUGAUGGUCGUUGUAAAGAUGACAGAAGCAUGAGACGAUUACUCAGACAAAGAAAAGACGAAGCUGAAGCUGUCCACAAUGAGAAGGAGCUGGUCAAAAGUCUUCUACAAAUCUGCCAGGAGCUUCCGCAACAUGUCAAAGUUGACUUCAAGGGGUUGGACACAAAACUUCGCCAGAACAUUGAGACAAUGAAUCUGAAUGAAUUCAUGAAGGUUUUCACUCUUGAUGGACAGACCCCUAGUACAAUUGGGCAGGUUACUUAUUUCAACCUUUGUGAUAUCAGCCGACAAAUGGCUUCAGAACUACAGGCCAUUAAAGAUAGUUCAAUCUUCAAAAUGUGCUGGAUGAACCAAGUGGAAGAGCUGUCAAGAGACCAACCUGAUACAGAUGAUAUUGAUGAAGAAAUCUACACUCUCGACCUGGUGUACAGCAAAAUAUUUCAGAGCUGCUACAGCAGGUACAAAGGGCUCUAUGAAGGUCUGGCGAGUGGGGAAUUGUUACUGGAGGAAAUAGACAGCAUCUUUGAGGACUAUAAAGGAAAGUAUGAAGACCUGCGAAAAGAUUUAGACAUCAUGUGCAGAAUAAAUCCAUCUGAUAAGAAAAAAUGGAUCAAUAAAAGAAUAAAACAGAUUCAACAGUACCAGGAUCUUCAUCUUGCAAUGGACUCUGCCAAAAUCAUCAUGGAUAUCAGGAACGCAAUAUGUCCAGAAGGAGACUUCAAAGUGCUGGAGAAUUUGCUGCAUGUGAAUCAAGCUGACUUCAAGAAAAACAGCCUUAAUUGCAUUGAUGAUAACUUCAUAAAGGCCAAAGAGAUUCUGAAAGACAUUACAGAUAAUCACAGGGAAUGUCUUCAGGCACUCAGUCAGACAUCAGAGUUUGUCCAGUGGGUUAAAAAAGCACUUACAGAUAUCAAUGAGCUGAAAGUUUUUGUUGACCUGGCAUCCAUCUCUGCUGGAGAAAAUGACCUGGAUGUGGAUCGAGUGGCCUGUUUUCAUGACGCUGUCCUUGGUUACUCAUCUAUGUUGUAUGGACUGAAGGAGGACUCUGAUUUUGAGGCCUUCAAGAAGUCAUUGUCCAAAUUGUGGAAAGCACUCGAAAAUGACAGAAAAAUGCCAAAGAAGUUGCGAGAUACAGCACGGCAUCUGGAUUGGUUAAAAACUGUUAAGGAAAGCCAUGGAUCUGUUGAAUUUUCAUCCCUGUCCCUGGCUAAAUCCAUCAAUGAGAGAGGGAUAUACACCAUCAAGGCCCAGGACCAGAAAAGGCUAACUUUAGAGACUUCACUGAUGCUGCAAAUUCAGAACGGACAUGAAAAAAACAGGACAUGCACCUACGAUGACCUGAAAGAAUUGCAGAACAAGCUCAUGCUAAUGUCUGGAAGAGGAGAACAUAAUGAGAGUGAGGUGGAAUGCUUUACUGAGGUGUUUGACAAUGUCCAAAGGCUUGCAAAAGUAUUUGUAGACCUUUAUGCUGCAGGAAACCCACUCUUCAGAUUCUGGGAAGCUAAGAUUUAUUGCAAAACUCAGACCGGCCCAUGUAUCAUUAUGGAAAUCAACUUUUGUCAGACACUUCACCACAUCGAAGUAUGUGGAAGUCUGGUUGAACAACUUGCAGCUCUGUCCAAGAAGAUGGAGUUGUUUCUUGAUGACUGGCAGAACUUUGUGAACCAACAGAGAUGUGAUCACUACUACUUAAACUACUUCACAGCAGAACAAAUAUUCUAUCUGUGCAGUAUUGUGACUCCAACAAAUGUGAAUGCAGUGAUAGAGGACAAAGCUUUGAUGAUGCUGUCUUUCAUCAAACCGAACUGCACAUCGUUAGAUGUCUGGAGUGCAUGGGAAAGGUUUCAGAACCACUUUGAACCUGGUAAAAGGACCAAUGAAGCUAUUCUCUUUCAAAGUCACUUUUUCCACCAGGAUGAUAUGGAUACAUCUUCAGCCGAUGUGAGUCAUGUUACAGCUGAAGAUGCAGCAGAAAAUGCAGACCAUGCUGUUGGUUUGAAAGAACUGGAAGAGUUGUGGAAUGCCUACAUGAUGAAUGAGGGAAUGUUUUUCCAUGAUCUUUUGGACUUAAGAAGUUUAGGGGGUCUGUUAAAACUGAUGACUGAUACAGAAAACCAAAAUGAAGAUGAAUGGCAGGAACCAGUGCUCUCAGACACAAAAGACAUUUCACUCAGAAGAACGCUCCCAAAAGGCCUUGUCUCAAACCAACCUAAUCUAAUAAUCUGCCCACACGAUGAGAUUCUGACUUCAAGUAUCUGCUUAUACAUGACCAAUGAUUAUGAGGCACUGCCGAGUUAUGAUGAGGUUCUCUUGUGUACUCCUGCAACAUCAUAUGAGCAGGUAGAGCUUUUCCUAAGGAGAUGUCUCACACCAGGUGACUUUGGCCAGAAGAUUUACACAAUGCUCCGAGCAGACCAACUAAGCUAUGAUGUUAGCUGUACAAUGGAGAAGUGUUUUCAGAAACUGCGGUCUCAGUUUAUCCAUGAGUACCAGUUAGUGAUCUACUGCAGCUCUGACAGGGAACACACUUACAUUCCUACUGCAUUCAGUCAGUUCAAGAGAGACUUUGUGCCAAACGAACCAUUGGAAAGGAUCCAGAGGUACUUGUCCCAACAUUACACUGUCCCCUCAGAUCACAAGAACGCUGUGUUCAAAGGUGGUCAUACUGUUGGCAUUGUUGCUUCUAGACGUGCAGGAGUUGGCAAGUCACUGUUUGUCCAAAGAUUGUAUGAAAAACUGGAGGAAAAUGUUGAACAAGGAACUGCUUUCAAGAAGUGUAUCCGCCUAGCUGAACAUGAAAUCAAUGACCACAAGGUUCUCCAGUCUUUGUAUGACUCACCGAAACAGAGAGAUCUCAUUAUGUUUCACUUUGAUGUCACAUCCUCGGUGCGAAAGGGCUUGAAUGAAUUCCUAUUCAAGCUUUUGUUUUUGCGUUACCUGAUGGAUUCAGAUGGAUGGAUGUGGCGCUGUAGCCACAAACACUUGUAUAUCAUUGAAUUACUGGAAUCCACAAGUGAUCAGCCCAGAUGUACCCCCAUAUCUGGGCGAAAGGAAAACUUUCCAUUCUUGGAUGUUUUCCCUAAGGUGACUUGCCGUCCACCAAAGGAGGUUAUGGCUUUGGAAAAGAGGAGAGAAGAAAUCACUGAAAUGGAGAGUGAUGACCCCCUCAUGGAUGAUAAAUGUUUCCAGAGUGAAGCCUAUCAAAGACCAUAUCAGUACCUCACGCGUUUUCGAAACAAUGAAAAUCUUGACAAAUUCAUUUACCAAGGCAUUGAAGGGUCUCAUGCAGAGUGUAUCCAGAUACUGCUGUUCUACUGUGGCAUACCAGAUCCUUCAUGGGCGGAGCUACGUAACUUUGCCUGGUUCCUUAAUCUUCAGUUGCAAGACUGUGAAACUUCAGACUUCUGCAAAUUUGAAUUGGUGGGAGACACACUACGUGGGUUCAAAAACUUUGUGGUUGAGUUCAUGAUCUUGAUGUCCAAAGACUUUGCAACCCCAUCACUGUGCAUCACUGACCAGAGCCCAGGGAGGCAACAAAUAGACAUCAGUGGGCUUAAUGAAAGAGAUUUAGCUCCUUUCCUCAUCAGAAAAAGGUGGGAAUCCGAGCCACAUCCAUACCUCUUUUUCAAUGAUGACCACAUGUCCAUGACUUUCAUUGGGUUUCACCUUCAGCCCAAUGACCAGAAUGGGGUUGAUGCCAUAAAUCCCUCGACAGGAAAAGUGAUAAAGAGAAACAUCAUGACUCAAGAGCUGUACAAUGGCUUAAAACUUCAGAGAGUCCCUUUUAAUAGGGACUUUGAUCAGCUUCCUCGAGCUGAUAAGAUUGAGCAUCUAUGCAGUGUGCUUGGCAUCAAAUGGCAUACAGAUCCCGAUGAAACAUAUGAACUGACAACUGAUAAUAUCCUCAAAAUGAUGGCAAUCCAUAUGAGAUUUAGGUGUGGCAUCCCAGUCAUUAUAAUGGGUGAAACAGGAUGUGGUAAGACACGGCUCAUCAAGUUUAUGUGUGAGUUGAGAAGAUGUGGAGCACCAACAGAAAACAUGAAACUGGUCAAGGUUCAUGGAGGAACUACAUCAGAAAUGAUAUAUGAGAAAGUGAUGGAAGCAGAAAUUCUCGCAAGGGCCAAUAAAGAGAAUCAUGAGUUUGACUCGGUUCUUUUCUUUGAUGAAGCAAACACCACUGAAGCAAUAAGCAGCAUCAAGGAGAUCCUUUGUGAUAACUCUGUGCAAGGACAUCAACUUGGCUGUCAAACAGGACUGCAGAUUAUUGCUGCAUGCAACCCCUACAGGAAGCAUAAAGACAAGAUGAUUGAGAGGCUAGAGGCAUCUGGAUUGGGCUACCGGGUCAGGGCUGAAGAAACUGAAGACAGACUUGGAUCCAUCCCUCUCAGACAGCUUGUCUAUCGUGUUCAUGUAUUACCUCCUAGCAUGAUUCCUCUUGUUUGGGACUUUGGACAGCUCAAUGACUCAACAGAGCAAAUGUACAUUGAACAAAUAGUGCAAAGACAGGCCAAGAUGAACAUGAUUGAGAAUAGUUAUAUUCCAACUAUAACUAAGGUGUUAUCAUCGUCACAAAAGUUCAUGAGGGAAAGGAAAGAUGAAUGCAGCUUUGUCAGUCUGAGGGAUGUUGAACGCUGUAUGCAUGUCUUUGUGUGGUUCCACAAAAAUCACUCCAUGUUUGCUGAGGAACUGACAACAUUCCUUCAGAGGAAAAAAAACAAGCCACCAUUUUUACCUGCUAGGGACAGAGUAAUAUGGUCUCUCUUGAUGGCCAUUGGAGUGUGCUACCAGUCCUGCUUGGAGGACAAAAGGCCAUAUCAGAAAACUAUCAGCCCAUUGCUUCCUCCUGGAUACAAUACACAGAGAGUACAAAAGGAAAUCCAACUCAUGCAGGACCUCCUACUCAAAGGUGUGCCCAUGGGUAAAACAAUAGCCAGAAAUGAUGCUUUGAAAGAAAAUUUCUUCAUGAUGGUGAUCUGUGUUGAACUAAGAAUUCCCCUGUUUAUCGUUGGGAAACCAGGGAGCUCCAAAUCACUCUCCAAAACCCUAGUUGCAGAUGCAAUGCAGGGCCCUGCAUCACAUUCUGAACUCUACAAGAGGCUGAAGCAGAUACAUCUGGUGUCUUUUCAGUGCAGCCCUCAUUCAACUCCUGAAGGAAUCAUCAACACAUUCAAACAGUGUUCCCGCUUUCAGGAAAGUAAAAACUUGGAUGAAUACAUUUCUGUAGUUGUUCUUGAUGAGAUUGGAUUAGCUGAAGAUUCCCCUAAAAUGCCACUGAAAACACUGCACCCAUUACUGGAGGAGGGCUGUGUCGAUGAUGAGCCGCAACCUCAUAAAAGGGUUGGGUUCAUUGGAAUUUCCAAUUGGGCACUGGACCCUGCCAAGAUGAAUCGUGGAAUAUUUGUGUCCCGUGGAGACCCAAACCAAAAAGAGCUCAUCAAAAGUGCCAAGGGGAUAUGUUCAUCUGAAGAAAAGGUUCUUGAAAAGAUCACACACCUUGUUGAGCCCUUUGCCAAAGCAUAUAUGACAGUAUGCAAAGAAGGCAAAGGUUUUUUUGGUCUGCGGGAUUUCUACAGUCUGAUAAAGAUGGUAUUCUCAAUUACCAAAAUCUGUAACAAUAGUCCCACUGCAGAUCAAAUCACUGCUGCAGUCCUGAGAAACUUUAGCGGAAAGGAUGAUGUUGAUGUGAUGACCAUAUUCCACAGAGAACUCAGAGAUGACUUUGCAUGUGCUACCAUUUCCACUAUUGAUUUGGUUGAGCAAAGCAUCUCUCCUGUCCAGGUUCAGGAAGGUGCCAUUGAUGUAGCAAAACAAAGCAUCUCCCCAUUUUGCCAAGCACAAGAAAGUCGUUACUUACUAUUUCUCACAAAAAACUAUGCCGCUCUUCAGAUUCUCCAACAGAUCUUCUUCUCUCAACAAAUCCAUCCAGAGAUUAUCUUUGGGUCCAGUUUUCCAAAGGAUCAGGAGUACACACAGAUUUGUCGGAACAUCAAUCGUGUCAAAGUUUGCAUGGAGACUGGACAAACAGUUGUACUUCUGAACCUUCAGAAUCUGUAUGAAAGUCUGUAUGAUGCUCUCAAUCAAUACUAUGUGACCCUUGGGGAUCAAAAGUAUGUUGACCUCGGAUUAGGAACACAUCGUGUGAAAUGCAGAGUUCACAAAAACUUCAGGCUCAUUGUCAUUGAGGAGAAAGAGGUGGUCUAUGAACAGUUUCCAAUCCCACUGAUUAACAGGUUGGAGAAACACUACCUUGACAUCAACACUGUUCUCAGAGAUGAGCAGAAGGGAAUUGCCAGACAGCUACAGAAAUGGGUUGAUGACUUUGUCUCCUCAAGCAGUCAAGACUCCACAAAAAAACGAUAUGCUCCAAGUGAUGUCUUCAUCGGCUACCACUCAGACACAUGCUCCUCUGUGGUCCUGCAAGCAACAGACAAUCAAAGUGUUGAAACUGAAGCUCAGACCAUUCUGGACAAAGCCAAAGGCAUUCUGCUCAACUGUGCCACUCCAGACUCUGUCGUUCGCCUGGACAAAUCCAGACUGCCAGAUGAAGAACGAGAACAGUUAAUGAAAGAAUAUGUUAGAGAGGAGAUGCACAGUUCACUGGGAGACUACAUAGCCCAUCACACACAGAAGGCAGAACAGUCCCACUUAUUCACAGAGGUCACAACAUUUUCCAGGCUACUGACUGCAACAGACACUGAGCAACUGCAGAGGAUGAUAAAGCUUAAUGAUGUCAAGCUGCUGUCACUGCACCAGUUUGACACAGAGUACUCUUUCCUCAAGAAAAUCAGGGAAUUUCUUGGCUCAGCAACUGCAGACAAAGUGCUCAUUAUCCAAACAGACUAUGAUGAAGACUCCCACACAAGGAAUCUUCUUUCCUCAGCCAAGUACUCGUGCAUCAAUGAAAUAAACAAGUGGGACACUACUGACAACACAAAGACAUUUGUGUACUUUGUCACCAAACUUCCUCGCAUUGAGGGGGGGACCUCCUACGUUGGCUUUCAAGGCGGUCCUUGGAGUUCUGUUCACAUUGAUGAUCUCAGAAGAUCAAAAGAGUUUGUGUCUGAUGUUCAUUACUUGAAAAAUCUACGCAUAAGUGAUCUUUUUGAAGAUCCACCUGAGGCUUGAGGCCACAUGGUUCAGAACACAUAGUUUUAGGGGAUUCACUUGUGGGACAACAUUCCUUAAUUGAAUAAUGAUUCUUUUCAGGUUUUGGGCCUGCUCAGGAGUUGUGUUCAGAGUGCAGUGAGCAUGCUCAGAGAUGCAGCGGACAGUGGAGAACUCAGUACUAAGAGAGUUGAAAACCUACUCACACUUCUGGAUGAAAAUGUGUUUCUGAAAAUUGUGAGGAACCGUCUCCACUCGAUAUUAGAAGAGUAUGAAGCCAAAAUCCCCAAUCCAAAAAAUUGGGUUCUCAGGGAGGCAUCUAAUGUCAACGCUCUUCAAGAAGGGGGAACAUUUCUGCACACACUGUGGAGGAAAGUCCAAGCAGUUGUCACUCCACUUCUAGCCAACUUGGUCUCAGUUAUUGACCGAGACUGCAAUUUGGACCUCUUGCUGGGUAGUGGAGAAGACAUCAGAAACCUAUGGCUUGAGAUAUUUGAAAGCAAAGAGAUGCUUGAUAUACCUUAUGUGAGAAUGGAAAACUCCACAGUCUUGAUGGAAAGCCAUAUCACAGGUGGCAGCACGAUGCGCUGCGUCAUGCCAUUCAGCUGGUGGAUCAAAGACUUCUUGGAUGGACUCAUGGUGCAAACAUCCAGACAUGAAAGUCAUUUGCAUGGUCACUUCCAUGAGCUGUUCUUGAACACUCCACUUGGCAGUUACAUGGCGGAAAAAGUGAAUAAAAAAAUGAAGAAAGAAUUUUUCGAAAGGUACCUGCAGGAUUUUGUCUGCAUGACAAUGAAAGUGGCAUCUGAUGAAGAAUUACAGCUUUUGAGACAGGCCCUGGCCAGCUGUGUUGAUGAGGUACGGAGACGACAAAGAGAUGGAGAUGAGCUCUCUCUUCCUCACAUCCACAUCGCCUACCAAUUCUACCAAAGUCGUCUCCAGAACCUCUCGCGGAUGAUUUCUCUUCAGCCUGAAAUAGUUUCUCCUUUGCGAAGAAACAUUAAACACUGUCCAGAGAUGGUUUUGGAUGUCUAUGCAGCAAUGGCAUGUGUUGAAAGCCUAGACUGUCCUGCUUUAGAUACGGAUGCUCUCUGCCAGCAGUGGCUGAAGAAGGUGAAGAGACUGCAAGCCUCUUUGGAGUGGAUUUGCGCCCAACAAUUGCAGUUACGAUACAAAGAACUCCAAAAUGUUCGUAAUGGCUGGAGGCGAAUUUACAUCCUCUCAUUGUUUGUGGAACACAUGCUGUUGGGUUUCCAUAAUGAAGAGAGGCAACUCAGAGCACUGGUCCUGAAUCACUUCAAAACUUUAAGCAAGGUUCUGAUGGGAAAUUCAGAUGUAAAAUCAUUUAAGGCUUUUAAAGCUGUGAUUGAUGUAUUGAAGUCAAGCAAGCAGGAGGCAAGUGAUCAGAUUUUCAGGUUUGGACUUCAGUGUGGGGUGUGCUUGAGAGAGCCCCAGGACCCUGUGGAGCUGCCAUGCCAUCACAUCUACUGCUUAACAUGCAUUAGGGAAAGCCUUGAUGCAGGACAAACCUCUUGUCCCUUUUGCAGGCAAGAAUUACCAAACGACUUUCAGCCACACGUGUCUGAAGAUAUCAGGGCCUCUAUCAAGAGAAACGCAAAAUUCAGGCAACAUUGCAAUGGUUUCUUCAUUGAUCUUCUCUCCAGUGUGUGCUUCAAAGACAACAGUCCACCAACUAGCGGUGUCAUCACCAACCUGUUGUCCUACCUGAUGGUUGAGACAGAACAUGAACAGAUUCACACCAAAGAUCUGUCACCUUUUGACGAGUCUCCAGAUAAAAACCCAGUUGUGCGAUCUGUGAUUCUCAAGCUCUUGCUGAAGUUCAGCUUUUAUGAAGUUAAGGAAUAUUUGCAGCAGCAUUUGUCAUCUGUUGAAGACAGCAAAUUCGUGGAUGAGGAGGACAAAGCAGAGCUUUACGCCUUGUACAUCAACUGCUUAGAGGACUCCAUGUGGGAGAAAAUGCCCCAGGAAGACGACAAGGCUAAAGUGUUGAGGCCACUUUACAAUGAUGAAACACAGUUCCUGCGCUUCUUUUUGGCUGAAGUUGCUUCUGUUCCAGCAACUGUGUCGAUUGAACAUCUGCAGCACAUUGCACGACUACGUCUUUCCCUCACCAUGGCUGCCCAGCUCAUCAGUGACAGUCUGCCUGAAAACGACACCCCAGACGUAGCAGAAGAAUUCAUGAACAUGGUGAUGAAGCUCUGUGAAGAGAGUGGGAAUGACUGGUACCGUGUUUACCUGAUCCGCAAGCUAAGUGAAUGGCAGGGUGUCGAGCUCGUCCAGACUCUGGUGAAACAGGAAAAGUUCGGCUGGCUUUUCCCUGCAGAGGUCCAUCAACAGAAUGAAGAUGGAGGCCAGAUGGACCAGUAUCUUGUGUAUGGAGAUGAAUACAAGGCAGUGAGGGAUGCUGUUGCCAAAGCAGUAGUGGAUGGAAAUGUUGAACAAAUAGAAGAAGUCUGUGAGACAUGCACUGCACCACCAAGGAAUCGGACAAUGUUCAUCCUCCUGGCACUUUUCCGCGAGGUUACAACUCUGUACAGAUCCGAAAAUACAGGUCUUCAUCCCACCCCUGAGCGAUGCCAGUCAUUUAGAGACCUCAUCCAGGGCUCAACGUAUCUGCAUCACAGAAAAGUGAGAGACUUUGCCUCAGCCUUGGUUCACAACAAGUUGGGAGGCCUGGCCAUCCACCCUGAUUGUACUAUUGUACAAAAUGCUGUCAUAGAGCUGACUGUCCACCUGGCAGCUGUGCUGCUCACUGAGACUUACCCUUUGUUGACGCCACUCCAGCAACUUGGUCUGUCACCUGAAAAUAUGCAGGGGGCUUUUAUACCCACAAUGCCUGAUGACAUGUUAGCUGUUGCUCAAGCAGUCAUACAACAAGACUAUGGGCAGCUCACUUGGUAUGUGUGUCCAAAUAAUCACCCAUGCUUUGUUGAUGCGUGUGGCCUGCCCAUGCAGAAAGGCAGAUGUCUGGAGUGUGGCCAUGAGGUCGGAGGGGAGCAUCAUGCACCAGUGCCUAACUUCAGACCAAUUCAGCUGCACCAUGAUCGCACAAGGCCUGGACACAUCCUGGGAGACCCUGAACGAAGAGACAACCCAGACACCCUGGACACCAAAAACAUGUCUUUGACUCCCUUCACUCUGGUCAGGCUGGUUACACAUUUGGCCAUGCUGCUGGGGGCCUCAGAGAAAUCACAGGUUGUGCAGCAGAUCAUCCAGCCACCUGUAGAGGACGUUUGUUCUUUUCUCACCCUACACAUACUAAAGGAUCUGGAUCAGCUGUCCCAGGCACUGGGAAGAGGAGCCGACAACACUGUUACAACUGUCCACUUGGUGCUCAGAUCACUGCUGAAGCCAGUACAGACCAAUCACUCUGAUCCUCACCUGACAACAAAAGCAUCCAGAAACACCUGGGAGACGACUGUGGCUGCAGAAAUUAUGACGCCCCAGGUGAAGGAUCUUGAUCAGUUCCUGCAAGAAGCACAGGGCAGCAUCAGGACUGACUCCCGUGUUUCUUCCAACUUCAUCAUGAGGACGACUUUCGGUGAUGAUUGUACCUUCCUGACGUCGCUGCCGCAGGGCUCUCAGGUCCACAGCUCAGCGGUGUGGAGCAGCAGAGAGAGGCUCUCAUUGCUCAGCCUCACACACAUUGUGGAGCAUAGUGAACAAAACGAGGAGCUGCCUUUGCUCUGGAAGUUCCUGCAGAAGGAAAGAGAAUUUCGCCAGAUCAAGUUGCUUCCAGAUAUCCUAAUCCUGCAGAAACGUUUAGUGAGAAAGUUCCAAAAUGCAUCUCACCAGAUUGUGGGCUCCAUCAGAGAAUUCAUUGAGAAGCAAACAGAAAUGAGGUCAUGGUUUGAGAAACGCAUCGACAUCUUCCUGAAAACAUGGAAUCUGCUCAGAGUCUCUGUAACCAGCCAUGAGAUAAAGAUCCCAGAUGAGUUUUGCAGUGAGGAUUUGGACCUGAACAGCGACCUGCAGUACCUCUUGCCCCGGCGGCAGGGUCCAGGCCUGUGUGCCACAGGGUUGGUCAGCUACCUGGUGGCGCUCCACAAUGAGCUGGUCAACGCUGUGGACAGCCACACUGGAGAAGACAUCAGCUACAAGGUGAGUUUGGCGGAGCUAACUGAGCAGCAUGUGAUCAGCUAUGAGGUGGAGAAGGACUUGCUUCCUCUGGUUUUAUCAAACUGCCAGUACAGCUUAGAGCGUGGCCAUGAGACGAUAUCACAGUACGACCUGCCCAGGAUCCAGCAGCAGAUCCUCACCCGCUUCCUGCAGGGAAAACCCCUCAUCAACCGCACAGGAAUUCCAACUCUGGUCAACAUACAAGAGAGAGACUAUGAAACCAUGUUCGAAGCUGUUAAAGGAAAAGUGCCUCAGGAGGCUCUGUCCUCUCUGAUCCGAACUGGACUGUCCAGAGAGCUGGACUCCUACAGUGAGGUGUGUGAGGCACUCAAGAUCGUGGAGCUGCUCCUGGGAUUUCUCACCAUGACCGGUGGUGAACCCAGAAAUCCUCUGGUCGCAUACCUCCGGGACAUGCUGAAGAUGACCGACCACAUCGAUCAGCACAUCUUGCAGGCUCUGGGCAGAUGCACUCUCAGACACUGUAUUUCUCUGUGGCAACUCCUCUCCUCCCUCAAGUCUGAAAACCUGUUGCGUCUCAAGAGGGAGCCAUUUUCUGGGUAUCCAGCGGAGUACCAGGUGCCGCUGAUAGAGGAGGAGAAGAAUCAGCUGAAAGGCUUUGUGUCCAGAGGAAACGUGGACCAAUGGCUGCUAGAGAUGCAUGAGUUCAUCUUGUUAAAUCUUGGCCGCCCGCGGUCCAUUGACACCUACAAACCAACCUGGAGUGUAAAAGAGACUGUGGGUGGUUACAUGGACCGUAAAGAAGUAGAGGUCCCUGCUUACGUGGAAGACAAGUUCCCUGAAAAUCUGUUGCUCUCACAGAUUGUGGAAACCUGGAAAUUCGCCGUCAUUGCCAAACAGGACUGGAUGACUAAUGGAUGAAUCUGAGUUCAGCAGAAUCAUUUCUGAAUCAUACAUUUUUGAA
Molecule: messenger RNA, 13054 nt
Organism: Scomber japonicus (chub mackerel)
Lineage: Eukaryota; Metazoa; Chordata; Actinopteri; Scombriformes; Scombridae
Product: E3 ubiquitin-protein ligase rnf213-alpha-like
Exons: 54
Biological process (GO): negative regulation of non-canonical Wnt signaling pathway; ubiquitin-dependent protein catabolic process; sprouting angiogenesis
Cellular component (GO): membrane; cytosol; nucleolus
Molecular function (GO): ubiquitin-protein transferase activity; metal ion binding; ATP hydrolysis activity
Source: RefSeq, a predicted model, not a curated record